This is a messenger RNA of Rhagoletis zephyria (snowberry fruit fly), 1086 nucleotides long. RefSeq lists its product as uncharacterized. The record is from RefSeq and is a predicted model, not a curated record. NCBI's taxonomy places the organism in Eukaryota, Metazoa, Arthropoda, Insecta, Diptera, Tephritidae.
GUCGUAUGUCCAAAUAUGCUGUUGCAUCGUCGUGGUGGCUCAUUCAUGCCAUUCGGCCAGCCAGCCAGCCAGCCAGCUAGCCAGCUUUGCUCUCAUGCGCCAGCUUUUUCGCAUUGCUCUCUCACUUUCUGGCGCUUUCUGCACCGUAACUUCCAUAUGAACAUGCGAGUAAAUUUUCCGACAAUCACUCUGGGUUCGAAUUCGAAGGCGUACACUACACAGCGUACCAGCGAGGAUAGGCGCAACGAAAAUAUUUAUUGGAAAUUUAUAAAAACAAGUGAAGCGAAACAGCAGCGGCCAACGACCAGCGAAUGCAACCAACAACUUUAACUGCAGCAACAACAGCACCAGCAGCAAUCAUAAGAAACUUAGCAGUAUUGCAAUUAAACGAACAAUUGCGGAAAAAUUUCAUGUUUUUCUUGUGUGCGGUUUUGUAAAAAAUUAAAGUAAAUUUUUUUGUGUGAAAAAAUUGUAAAUUUCUUAAAAACAUUAUUGGUUUUCAUAGUUAUUGCGUUUAAUUUUGACUUUUUAUUACAACAAAAGUUUCACAAAAUAACCAACAAGAUGUCGCGUUUAAGUAAAUCUAAUUCGUCUCAAAAGCUGUCACUUUUAAAGACUAAAAAGUUUAUGUGAUAUUUGUAUAUCGGUGCGAGUCUUGCAUUAACAACAACCACUACAAGCAUCGCAAUAAAAAAUUGCGAAAAAACGGUGUGCAGUAGUGAAACUGCGUGUUUGGGUAAAAAUUUGUAGCCAAACGCUAAAGUCGACCCUAUCGCUGUGUGGCAUUUUUUACAAACGAACUGGGCGCUUUAAAAAAAAAAAUUACACGCUUGCAGCUAAGUAAAGCUUGAGAUAAAGUUUAGCGCGAUUUAGAAAUAAAUUUCAGUCAAAAAGACUUGAGAAGCAGUCGAUUUCUGUCGAAAAAGAAACAGCCUGCGUGAACUGAGCUUAAGGAUACUGCGUAAGCUUUUGGAAGCAAGCAAAGAUUCUUCGUGCGAAAAUUUAAAGUGCGUCUUAAUCUUUAGCAGCAACAAACGCGUGCGAAAAGUAAGCGUCCACGGUGUGCUCCAACGAAAAGUUUAAAAA